AUGACAUCAAUUGCUCAACUUGGGAGUCGUUUUUUGCAGAAAAACGGGUCAAAUCUGUUGGCUCGUUCUGUGGCCACUGCUGCUCCACCUGCUCCCGAAAAGAAACCCGAGAAGACGUCGUUCGGAAAUCUAAAAGACUCGGAUCGAAUCUUCACGAAUCUUUAUGGACGACACGAUUAUCGAUUGAAAGGAGCGAUGGCUCGGGGUGAUUGGUAUAAGACGAAAGAAAUCAUGCUGAAGGGACCGGAAUGGAUUCUAAAAGAACUUUCAACGUCUGGUCUUCGCGGUCGUGGUGGUGCUGGUUUCCCAUCUGGAAUGAAAUGGGGAUUCAUGAAUAAACCUUUUGAUGGAAGACCCAAGUACUUGGUGGUGAAUGCAGACGAGGGAGAGCCGGGAACGUGCAAAGAUCGAGAGAUUAUGCGACACGAUCCGCACAAACUCAUUGAAGGAUGUUUGAUCGGUGGAUUGGCGAUGGGUGCUCGCGCGGCCUACAUCUACAUUCGUGGAGAGUUCUACAACGAGGCGGUCAUCCUGCAAGAGGCUAUCAAUGAGGCAUACAAGGCUGGAUUCCUCGGGAAAGAUUGCCUCGGCACUGGCUAUCAUUUUGAUGUUUUCGUGCAUCGAGGAGCCGGCGCCUACAUUUGUGGAGAAGAGACAGCUCUCAUCGAAUCACUUGAAGGCAAACAAGGAAAGCCACGUCUGAAGCCGCCAUUCCCCGCAGACAUUGGUCUCUUUGGAUGCCCAACAACGGUGACAAACGUCGAAACGGUGGCCGUGGCGCCGACGAUUUGCCGUCGUGGUGGCUCCUGGUUUGCGGGAUUCGGCCGAGAGCGCAAUCGUGGAACAAAACUUUUCUGCAUCUCUGGACAAGUCAACAACCCGUGCACAGUCGAGGAGGAGAUGAGUGUUCCGCUUAAAGAUCUAAUCGAACGACAUUGCGGCGGAGUGAUUGGUGGAUGGGAUAACCUGCUCGCGAUCAUCCCUGGUGGAUCUUCUGUGCCACUCCUUCCCAAACCAAUUUGCGACACCGUUUUGAUGGAUUUUGAUGCUCUGGUCGCUGUCCAAUCGGGUCUUGGCACUGCCGCGGUGAUUGUGAUGAACAAACAGGCUGACGUUGUCAAAUGCAUUGCUCGACUCUCGCUUUUCUAUAAACAUGAAAGCUGUGGACAAUGCACACCGUGCAGAGAAGGGUGCUCUUGGUUGAAUAAGAUGAUGUGGCGCUUCGUUGAUGGACGUGCAAAACCAUCGGAAAUCGACAUGAUUUGGGAGUUGUCCAAACAAAUCGAAGGACACACGAUUUGCGCUCUCGGAGACGCGGCGGCUUGGCCUGUUCAGGGCCUCAUUCGUCACUUCCGUCCCGAGCUAGAGCGUCGAAUGGCGCAAUAUCACGAGACGUUCAUGGCCGAGAAAGGAUUCAAACCCGAAGAGAGCAAGAUUCUUAACGGAAAACAU
Molecule: messenger RNA, 1452 nt
Organism: Mesorhabditis belari
Lineage: Eukaryota; Metazoa; Nematoda; Chromadorea; Rhabditida; Rhabditidae
Source: the annotation of a GenBank genome assembly